ACACCUCCGGGAGGCUGGGCUACGACUCUCUUCUAAACAGGUUUCAGAGCAGCGAGGUCCUGCAGGGUUUAGUUUAGGAAGACAUUAUGCAAAAAUCCCCCAAGCUUGCUCAGCAGUUCUGAAAUGAGCAUUUAUUAAAGUCGGCUUUCUCCCAGAAGGGUCAUCUUCUUCGGAUCCCUAGCGUGUGACUGGAAGCCCAGACUGAACCUUCAUUCCUCUGCAGCCGGAAGGAUCCCCGUAAGGGCUUCUGUACUCUACUGUGUUGUGUUUGGAGAACUCGGGAGGCCUUUCGUGGAGACGUUUGGAAUUGGAAUUCCCACACCCCUGUCUCUUUCAAAGAGGGAGCUAGCUGUGGAGAGCAAAGCCUUUAGAAUUCAGCACUGGAGACACAAGGAGAAUUCUUGGAAUCAUGGUCUCCCACUCGGAGCUGAGGGAAAUUUUCCGUUCUGCUGACGCUGUCUGCUUCGAUGUGGACAGUACGGUCAUCAGAGAAGAAGGAAUCGACGAGCUGGCCAAGUUCUGUGGAGUUGGAGAUGCUGUCUCAGAAAUGACCCGCAGAGCUAUGGGUGGCGCGGUGACUUUCAAGGCGGCCUUAACAGAGCGAUUGGCAUUGAUCCAACCCUCCAGAGAGCAGGUGCAGAAGCUCCUAUCAGACCACCCCCCACACCUCACGCCGGGGAUAAGGGAGUUGGUGAGCUGCUUACAGCAGCGAAAUGUUCAGGUCUUCCUCAUAUCUGGUGGGUUUAGGAGCAUCGUAGAACACGUCGCUUCCAAGCUCAAUAUUCCGGCCACCAAUGUCUUUGCCAACAGGUUGAAGUUCUAUUUCACUGGUGAAUACGCUGGUUUUGAUGAGAGCCAACCAACUGCUGAGUCUGGUGGGAAAGGCAAGGUGAUUGGACUCCUGAAGGAACGGUUCCAUUUUAAGAAAAUCGUCAUGAUUGGGGAUGGAGCCACUGACAUGGAAGCUUGUCCUCCUGCUGAUAUUUUCAUUGGUUUCGGGGGAAAUGUGAUUAGGCAACAAGUGAAGGACAACGCCAAGUGGUAUAUCACUGACUUUGGGGAGCUUCUUCAAGAACUGGAAAAGUGAUGUCUAAUUAUAUAUAUAUUUUAUUAGAACUUCCAGAUUAAUUAAAAAGAACAAUUAGGCAGAUUUAUGGUGUUCGUGUACAUUUACCCACUGCCUUUUUACAUGCCCAAAUUUGGUGCUGGUCCCCUGUCCUUUCAGGUUAACUAGUGGUUCCUGACCAUUUUGACCACUGAAGUUCACAGUUGAAGGCCAGUUAAAAGCAUUCUUCCUUGCUUGACCUUUGAGUGGAACACUAAACCACGAGGUGGAAGUCCCUUCUCCCCCAUAGGAAUUCAUCAUAUAUGGGAUGGUACAAAGGUCUCAUUUACAGAACACUGGAACACCAAACAGGAUUAUUAGUGUCUCAAAACAAAGUCAUUUGUUCUUAAAGAUCAAACGAAGAAAA
Messenger RNA from Trichosurus vulpecula (common brushtail), 1472 nucleotides. It is a transcript of the gene PSPH, whose product is annotated as phosphoserine phosphatase. Gene Ontology annotation, biological process: dephosphorylation; L-serine biosynthetic process. The transcript has 7 exons. Gene Ontology annotation, cellular component: cytoplasm. The coding region runs from base 410 to 1087 and encodes 225 amino acids. Lineage: Eukaryota; Metazoa; Chordata; Mammalia; Diprotodontia; Phalangeridae. The record is from RefSeq and is a predicted model, not a curated record. Gene Ontology annotation, molecular function: magnesium ion binding; L-phosphoserine phosphatase activity.